AAAGGCGUAUCGAGAAGAGAGUAUGAUACACGGGCCACCAUAAGGCUUCCCGUACAUUCGUCAUCAUCGGGGCAGAAGUCGUCUGUUGUGUGCUUUUCCAUUAAUUCCAACAUAAAAAAGCAGCCGUUUUUUGUGUCCCUCGCUUCGCAAACAGUACUCCCAUCGGUGGUGCGCAUGGUGAUAGUGCCAAGCGAAUGGCAUUUGUCCGUAGCAUAAAGAACGUAAAACUGUGUGUGCCCGAUUUUUGAUAAGCAUCGUAAUCCGUCCAGUUCACUGUUCUGCCGUUCGGGAGCGCUGGGAAUUAGUCACCAUCAUUUGUUUUACGUUGAAAAUGAUUUGUUUGACGCUUAUCUCACUUUUAUAAUCCGUUCAAUUUCGAUUUCGCUCUCACACGGGCCACAACCCCGGAAGGAGAAAGGAGGAAAAGCCGAAACAGUCCGAGGAGAGAGAGACAGCGGAAGAACGCUGGUUCAGGUUCUUAUUCGCACGGUUAAUCGUUCAGCAACCGGGUGCACGGUUCACACAGGCAUACCAUGUCGAGGGAAGGACUUGGACUACCACGUGGAAUUGGUCAACGAGAUUACGGUGCAAUGAGUAGCACGGCGGCAACCACCUCGGACGGUAACUUUGGCGGGUUCAGUCCCACCGAGUUCAUCUCGCUCAGCGAAUCGAUUGCGGCCAACACGAUCUUCGUGAAGCAGAGCUGGCAGUUUUUGGAGAAGGCCAAUCGAACGAUCGGCACGUCAAAGGACAAUCAGUCACUGAGGGAUAAAAUCAAUGAUAUUCAAACGGGCACGAACCAGCGGGUUGCCACGACUACCAAAGAUCUGCAGCGCUUAACGGUGGUAGUGCGUGGCGGUGACAAACAGCAGAAAUUGCAGGUCGAAAAACUGACCUCCGAUUUCAAGCAGGUGGUCCAAUUUUACUCCAAAAGUCAACAGAGCAUAGCUGCCAAGAUGAAACAGGUGUUUCUGGUGAACGCAUCGCAGGCGGACGAUCUGGCUGCGGGAGAAGCCGGACUGGUCGGGACAACAGAGCAGCAACAGGAGCUGCAGAGACAGAAACAACUGCAGCAGAGUUUACAGUUCGAACAGGAUAUGCUGCUGGAGCGGGAGCAACGCUUCCGCGAGAUUGAGGCAAACGUGCUCGAUGUAAAUCAUAUCAUGCGGGUACUAAGCAAUCUUACGACCCAGCAGAGUGAAGUGAUUGACACAAUCGAAAACUCGAUCGGACGAACGGUGGACAACGUGGAGAGCGGUGCGGAAGAGUUGGUAAAGGCGGCUGAGUAUCAAAAUCGGUACAGGCGCAAAGUGUUGAUAUUGCUGAUCGUCGCUGUGAUACUGGGUCUCGUGGUGACCGGCAUUAUCGUGUCAAAGCUCAAGAGCUAAGAUCCUCCAAGAGGAACGUUAUGGUGGUCUGGAACGAAAUCAUGUUCAUGGGGUUUUACUUCUUCAUACUCUACACGAACCCCCCGAAGCAAACAACGGAGUACGGGCAAUUUUACUAUUGAACGAUCAUUACCAUCUUCUUAUGGCUAUGUUCUUCUCUGACGUUUGUUUUAAAGUGAUUCUCCUGUACAACACUAUCUAUCAUCCAAUUUGUAUUGUUCACUUUUGAAAGUAGACUCAUCUAAUUAAGAGAAGCGUACCAUGUAGGGGAUAAGCGGAGUAAUAUGCGCGUAUACACAUUUAGUAAAUCGCAUCUGAAAUUUGAUUGGAGCGAUUGUCGUUACUUUAAAUGACAUUACCAACACACGUCAAUCGGAGAGUUGUGAGAAAUCAGAUAUGAUUCCUUUAUACGUCAAUGGUCGAUAGAAUAGCUUUCGAAUCUCGUAAUUCACCUCCCGUUGCAGUGUUAUGGGUUUAUUCGCAUACUACUAUUGGCCGGCUUUCGGACGUGCUUUUACUUUAUAGUGGUUAUAUUCAUAUCUCUCCAACGUUUUCAUAAAUAUUGAUGGGAGGGUUAGCUUACAGUAAACUUUUGUUUUGAUCUAAAAUAUGUUGUAGAAAAUAAAUUGUCCUUACUU
Molecule: messenger RNA, 2026 nt
Organism: Anopheles moucheti
Lineage: Eukaryota; Metazoa; Arthropoda; Insecta; Diptera; Culicidae
Gene: Syx13
Product: syntaxin-12
Exons: 5
Coding region: 534-1388 (284 amino acids)
Biological process (GO): vesicle-mediated transport; vesicle fusion; intracellular protein transport
Cellular component (GO): endomembrane system; SNARE complex; membrane
Molecular function (GO): SNAP receptor activity; SNARE binding
Source: RefSeq, a predicted model, not a curated record